Molecule: messenger RNA, 9319 nt
Organism: Balaenoptera ricei (Rice's whale)
Lineage: Eukaryota; Metazoa; Chordata; Mammalia; Artiodactyla; Balaenopteridae
Gene: CHD5
Product: chromodomain helicase DNA binding protein 5
Exons: 41
Coding region: 1-5856 (1951 amino acids)
Biological process (GO): negative regulation of transcription by RNA polymerase II; chromatin remodeling
Cellular component (GO): nucleus; chromatin; NuRD complex
Molecular function (GO): ATP binding; DNA binding; ATP hydrolysis activity
Source: RefSeq, a predicted model, not a curated record
AUGCGGGGCCCGCUGGGCACCGAGGAGGAGCUGCCGCGGCUGUUCGCGGACGAGAUGGAGAACGAGGACGAGAUGUCAGAAGAAGAAGAUGGUGGCCUUGAAGGCUUCGAUGACUUUUUCCCCGAGGAGCCCGUGAGCCUUCCCAAGAAGAAGAAGUCCAAGAAGCUCAAGGAGAACAGGUGCAAAGGGAAGAGGAAGAAGAAAGAGGGGAGCAAUGAUGAGCUGCCGGAAGAUGAAGAGGAUCUGGAAGAGAAGUCAGACAGUGAGGGCAGUGACUACUCCCCAAAUAAAAAGAAGAAGAAAAAACUCAAGGACAAGAAGGAGAAAAAAGCCAAGCGAAAAAAGAAAGAUGACGACGAGGACGACAACGAUGACGGAUGCCUCAAGGAACCCAAGUCCUCGGGGCAGCUCAUGGCCGAGUGGGGCCUGGACGACGUGGAUUACCUGUUCUCGGAGGCCGACUAUCACACGCUGACCAACUACAAGGCCUUCAGCCAGUUCCUCAGGCCACUCAUCGCCAAGAAGAACCCGAAGAUCCCCAUGUCCAAAAUGAUGACCGUCCUGGGCGCCAAGUGGCGGGAGUUCAGCGCCAACAACCCCUUUAAGGGCAGCUCGGCGGCGGCAGCCGCAGCGGCAGUGGCCGCAGCCGUGGAGACAGUCACCAUCGCACCUCCGCUGGCCAUCAGCCCCCAGCAGGCACCCCAGCCUGUGCCUGUCCGCAAGGCCAAGACCAAGGAGGGCAAGGGGCCUGGAGUGAGGAAGAAGAUCAAAGGCUCCAAGGAUGUGAAGAAAAAGGGCAAAGGGAGAAAGGUGGCCGGGCUCAAGUUCCGCUUCGGAGGGGUUGGCAGCAAGAGGAAGAAAGGCUCCUCGAGCGAGGAGGAGGAGCGGGAGGAGUCGGACUUCGACAGCGCCAGCAUCCACAGCUCCUCCGUGCGCUCUGAGUGUUCUGCCCUGCUGGGGAGGAAGAGCAAGAGGAGGCGCCAGAAGAAGAGAAUUGAUGACGGUGACGGCUAUGAGACGGACCACCAGGACUACUGUGAGGUGUGCCAGCAGGGUGGGGAGAUCAUCCUGUGCGACACCUGCCCGAGGGCCUACCACCUCGUCUGCCUGGACCCAGAGCUGGAGAAAGCUCCCGAGGGCAAGUGGAGCUGUCCCCACUGCGAGAAGGAGGGGAUCCAGUGGGAGCCGAAGGACGACGACGACGACGAGGAGGAGGGCGGCUGCGAGGAGGAGGAGGACGACCACAUGGAGUUCUGCCGCGUGUGCAAGGACGGCGGCGAGCUGCUCUGCUGCGACGCCUGCCCCUCCUCCUACCACCUGCACUGCCUCAACCCGCCGCUGCCCGAGAUCCCAAACGGUGAAUGGCUCUGCCCGCGCUGUACUUGUCCCCCACUGAAGGGCAAAGUCCAACGGAUCCUGCAUUGGAGGUGGACAGAGCCCCCAGCCCCCUUCAUGGUGGGACUGCCGGGGUCCGACGUAGAGCCUGGCGUUCCACCACCCAAGCCCCUAGAGGGCAUCCCGGAGAGAGAGUUCUUUGUCAAGUGGGCUGGGCUCUCCUACUGGCACUGCUCCUGGGUGAAGGAGCUACAGCUGGAGCUCUACCACACGGUGAUGUAUCGCAACUACCAAAGAAAGAACGACAUGGAUGAGCCACCGCCCUUUGACUACGGCUCUGGCGAUGAGGAUGGCAAGAGCGAGAAGAGGAAGAACAAGGACCCCCUCUACGCCAAGAUGGAGGAGCGCUUCUACCGCUACGGCAUCAAGCCCGAGUGGAUGGUGAUCCACCGCAUCCUGAACCACAGCUUCGACAAAAAGGGGGAUGUGCAUUACCUGAUCAAGUGGAAAGACCUGCCCUACGACCAGUGCACCUGGGAGAUUGACGACAUUGACAUCCCCUACUACGACAACCUGAAGCAGGCCUACUGGGGCCACAGGGAGCUGAUGCUGGGGGAGGACGCCAGGCUGCCCAAGAGGCUGGUCAAGAAGGGCAAGAAGCUGAAGGACGACAAACAGGAGAAGCCCCCGGACACGCCCAUUGUGGAUCCCACGGUCAAGUUUGACAAGCAGCCGUGGUACAUCGACUCCACGGGCGGCACACUGCACCCGUACCAGCUGGAGGGCCUUAACUGGCUGCGCUUUUCCUGGGCCCAGGGCACCGACACCAUCCUGGCCGAUGAGAUGGGUCUGGGCAAGACAGUGCAGACCAUCGUCUUCCUCUACUCCCUGUACAAGGAGGGCCACUCCAAGGGGCCCUACCUGGUCAGUGCGCCCCUGUCCACCAUCAUCAACUGGGAACGUGAGUUUGAGAUGUGGGCGCCCGACUUCUACGUGGUCACCUACACGGGGGACAAGGAGAGCCGCUCUGUGAUCCGGGAGAACGAAUUUUCGUUUGAGGACAACGCCAUUCGGAGUGGGAAGAAGGUGUUCCGGAUGAAGAAAGAAGUGCAGAUCAAAUUCCACGUCCUGCUCACCUCCUACGAGCUCAUCACCAUUGACCAGGCCAUCCUGGGCUCCAUCGAGUGGGCCUGCCUUGUGGUGGAUGAGGCCCACCGGCUCAAGAACAACCAGUCCAAGUUCUUUAGGGUCUUGAACAGCUACAAGAUCGAUUACAAGCUGCUGCUGACGGGAACCCCCCUUCAGAACAACCUGGAGGAGCUCUUCCACCUCCUCAAUUUCCUGACUCCAGAGAGGUUCAACAACCUGGAGGGCUUCCUGGAGGAGUUUGCCGACAUCUCCAAGGAAGACCAGAUCAAGAAGCUGCAUGACCUUCUGGGGCCGCACAUGCUAAGGCGGCUCAAGGCUGAUGUAUUCAAGAACAUGCCGGCCAAGACCGAGCUGAUUGUCCGCGUGGAACUGAGCCAGAUGCAGAAGAAGUACUACAAGUUCAUCCUCACGCGGAACUUCGAGGCGCUGAACUCCAAGGGGGGUGGGAACCAGGUGUCACUGCUCAACAUCAUGAUGGACCUGAAGAAGUGUUGCAACCACCCUUACCUCUUCCCCGUGGCCGCUGUGGAGGCCCCUGUCCUGCCCAAUGGCUCCUAUGAUGGCAGCUCUCUGGUCAAGUCGUCAGGGAAGCUCAUGCUGCUGCAGAAGAUGCUCAAGAAACUGCGGGACGAAGGGCACCGUGUGCUUAUCUUCUCCCAGAUGACCAAGAUGCUGGACCUCCUGGAGGACUUCCUGGAGUAUGAGGGCUACAAAUAUGAGCGGAUUGAUGGUGGCAUCACCGGGGGCCUCCGGCAAGAGGCGAUUGACAGAUUCAACGCCCCUGGGGCCCAGCAGUUCUGCUUCCUCCUCUCGACCCGGGCAGGUGGCCUGGGCAUCAACCUGGCCACGGCGGACACGGUCAUCAUCUACGACUCAGACUGGAACCCGCACAAUGACAUCCAGGCCUUCAGCCGCGCCCACCGCAUCGGGCAGAACAAGAAGGUGAUGAUCUACCGCUUCGUGACGCGGGCCUCGGUGGAGGAGCGCAUCACGCAGGUGGCCAAGCGCAAGAUGAUGCUCACGCACCUGGUGGUGCGGCCGGGCCUGGGCUCCAAGUCCGGCUCCAUGACCAAGCAGGAGCUGGACGACAUCCUCAAGUUCGGCACGGAGGAGCUCUUCAAGGACGACGUGGAGGGCAUGAUGUCUCAGGGCCAGAGGCCCGCCACGCCCAUCCCUGAUGUCCAGUCCUCCAAAGGGGGAGCCCUGGCCGCCAGCGCGAAGAAAAAGCACGGCAGCACCCCGCCAGGCGACAACAAGGACGUGGAGGACAGCAGUGUGAUCCACUACGAUGAUGCGGCCAUCUCCAAGCUGCUGGACCGCAACCAGGACGCCACGGACGACACGGAGCUGCAGAACAUGAAUGAAUACCUGAGCUCCUUCAAGGUGGCGCAGUACGUGGUGCGCGAGGAGGACGGCGUGGAGGAGGUGGAGCGGGAGAUCAUCAAGCAGGAGGAGAACGUGGACCCCGACUACUGGGAGAAGCUGCUCCGGCACCACUAUGAGCAGCAGCAGGAGGACCUGGCCCGCAACCUGGGCAAGGGCAAGCGCAUCCGCAAGCAGGUCAACUACAACGACGCCUCCCAGGAGGACCAGGAGUGGCAGGACGAGCUCUCAGACAACCAGUCCGAAUAUUCCAUUGGAUCCGAGGACGAGGACGAGGACUUUGAAGAAAGGCCGGAAGGGCAGAGUGGACGGCGACAAUCCAGGAGGCAGCUGAAGAGCGACAGGGACAAGCCCCUGCCCCCGCUUCUCGCCCGGGUCGGCGGCAACAUUGAGGUGCUGGGCUUCAACGCCCGACAGCGGAAGGCCUUUCUGAACGCCAUCAUGCGCUGGGGCAUGCCCCCCCAGGAUGCCUUCAACUCCCACUGGCUGGUGCGGGACCUUCGCGGGAAGAGUGAGAAGGAGUUUAGAGCCUAUGUGUCCCUCUUCAUGCGGCACCUGUGUGAGCCGGGGGCUGACGGCGCGGAGACCUUCGCAGACGGCGUGCCCCGCGAGGGCCUCUCCAGGCAGCACGUGCUCACGCGCAUCGGGGUCAUGUCACUAGUUAGGAAGAAGGUUCAGGAGUUUGAGCACGUCAAUGGGAAGUACAGCACCCCGGAUUUGAUCCCUGAGGGGCCCGAGGGCAAGAAGCCAGGCGAGGUCAUCUCCUCGGAUCCCAACACACCAGUGCCCGCCAGCCCUGCCCACCUUCUGUCUGCCCCGCUGGGCCUGCCAGACAAAAUGGAAGCCCAACUGGGCUACUUGGAAGAGAAGGAGCUGGGGGUGCAGAAGCCAAAGAAGCCCCCAGAAAUCCAGGCCCUGCCAGCUGCCCUGGACAGAGCGGAGGGUGAGGACAAGCACGAGAACUCGGAGGGCAAGGAGAGGGCCCGAGAGGAGCGACUGGAGGAGACGGAGAAGGCCCAGCCCUCCCCCGAGCAGCUGCCGAAAGAAGAAGUGCUUGCUGAGAAGGAGAAGAUUCUGGACAAGUUGGAGCUGAGCUUGAUUCACAGCAGAGGCGAUGGCAGUGAUUUCAGGCCAGAUGACACCAAAGCCGAGGAGAAGGAGCCCAUUGAAACACAGCAAAAUGGUGACAAAGAGGAAGAUGAGGAGGGGAAGAGGGAGGACAAGAUCGGGAAGUUCAAGUUCAUGUUCAACAUUGCAGAUGGGGGCUUCACAGAGCUACACACACUGUGGCAGAACGAGGAACGUGCUGCUGUGUCCUCGGGGAAAAUCUACGACAUCUGGCACCGGCGCCAUGACUACUGGCUGCUGGCGGGCAUCGUGACGCACGGCUAUGCCCGUUGGCAGGACAUCCAGAACGACCCGAGAUACAUGAUCCUCAAUGAGCCCUUCAAGUCCGAGAUCCACAAGGGCAACUACCUGGAGAUGAAGAACAAGUUCCUGGCCCGCAGGUUCAAGCUGCUGGAGCAGGCGCUGGUCAUCGAGGAGCAACUCCGGAGGGCCGCGUACCUCAACAUGACCCAGGACCCCAACCACCCCGCCAUGGCCCUCAAUGCCCGCCUGGCCGAGGUGGAGUGCCUUGCCGAGAGCCACCAGCACCUCUCCAAGGAGUCCCUCGCCGGGAACAAGCCUGCCAAUGCUGUCCUGCACAAGGUCCUGAACCAGCUGGAGGAGCUGCUGAGCGACAUGAAGGCGGAUGUGACGCGCCUGCCCUCCAUGCUGUCCCGCAUCCCCCCGGUGGCCGCCCGUCUCCAGAUGUCAGAGCGCAGCAUCCUGAGCCGCCUGACCAACCGAGCCGGGGACCCCACCAUCCAGCAGAUAUCUAGCCGUCCCCGAGAUUUCCCUCUGCUGCCGGGCUCGUUUCCAGUGGAGCCGCGCCUGCCGGGCCCCCUGCCCGACCCCCGCAGGAGAGAAAAGCUGCCGCCUUUCUAGAGCCACGCCACCCGAGGACAGAAAGGGAAAGCGAGAAAUGCCACCUCAUGGGGACAAGGCCACCUGAGCCCAGAAGUGCCACCUGCUCCUAACCCAAGUGCUCCCCACACCACCCGGGACGCACCCCUCGGCCACCUCUGCCAGGACGACUUCCUAGAAGAGAUUUCAUUUCUUUGUACAUCUUUUGCACUUUCCUGUUGAAGACUUGAACAAGUUUGUCUUGAUAAACGUCGAGUGACGCGUGGGGCAGUCUGACUUGCAGCACGUACGUCUCUCUGCCGACGGGUUCCGGACCUGAAGGGACGCUCCUGGGAGCCCAGGGGCCGCCCACGGACUCGGCCCGGCUGAGGAGGACGAGGUGCCCGCCCUGGGCGCCCUCAGUCUGCCCCCAUCCCCCCAUCCCGCCUGCACCGUGCUCCAGCCCCUUGCCCGUGAGGCCCCCCGGUGCCAGGUGGGUCAAGACUGGGCAACUGGCUGGCCUGAGGGUAGAGACCUGGCUGACGCCCAGGUCAGGCCAGGCCGCUUCCUGCAAGGCUGGAGACCACCAAGUAUGUGCUGUCUCCGUGGGACAGGUGUCUGUCCCUGGCCCAGCCUGUCUCUCAGGCCCUGGACUCGGUCGUCACCAGUGGAGGGUCUGUGGCCCCUGCCCUGCGUGGCAGGUCACUUGUUCCCCGGAGGGAAGGGGAGGGCAGGGCCUGCAGGUGUUGGCCUGGGGGCUGCCAGAGGCUUCCUCUCAGGCCUCCGUGGGAAGGGGCGUGCCCUCCCCCUGCCGGGGUGUGGCUAGCGUUCCAGUGGGGAGGGUCACAGCAGCGCUGAGGGGGGCCCAGGAGCCCCUGGUCCUGCCCUGUGCCCUGGGGGUGCCCAUCACCCCCACGUCCAGGUGCACACUCCCCGUGCGAUCUGGCCGCAGAUGUGGAGAAGCCAGGCCACACGCUGGAGCCCGGGCUUAUCCCUCCCUCUCAUCUUGUCCCCGGAGAGGCCUUGAUCUGGGCACUUGCCAUCUGGAGUGGGCCACGACUGCCCUCGCUGUGUUCUCGGAAGGCUUGGGGAAAGCUUGGAGGCAGGAGACUGGACCCAGUAGCCUCUGCAGUCUUCCCAGCUGGAGCAUCCCCAGCUUCCUGCCUUGUUUCCUGCCAGUAACGCCCCACUGGAAUCCUGAUCCUUCCUCGCCCAGCCGGUGGUGCGCUGUGAUGGCCCCAGUUUGGAGGAAGGGAGGAACGGGCCAGGGCCUGGGCCUGUCUGUGUCUCAUGUUCCCUGUGGCCCAGCCUGGAAGGGAAUUCCGAGCCUUGAGCAGGGAGGGGCCUUCCUGGCGUGGAGCCCUGGGUGCAGAAUCCUGUCUGAGAGACAAGCUGGGCCUGGGGGUGGAGGCACCAGGGGGGUUCUGUUCUGCUCCCUGGCCAGGACUGGGGCCAGGAUUUGGGGGUGUCUUGGGGACACAGGGCCAUUGGCCAGCUCUCCCUGAACCCCUAGAGGGCUGGACCCCCAAGGCCCCUGCCAUCUCCAGGCUGGCCAACCCUGGCACUGUGGGUGGGAGGAGUGGGGGGGGCGCACAGGUGUCCAGGACACACGUGACAGCCGCUGACCCCGCCUCCCGGAAGGGUGGGGUCAUUCCUGUCCCCUAUGGUUUGUCCAGUGCCAUGUACGUACAUUCGUGGUCCUCCGACCCGUGCCCCCCUGCAGAGGUUCCGGCUCAGGCCACGGGCAGCGUGACCGCCAGGAGCCCCCGACACGGUGCCCUGUGACUCUGCCCUCUCAAGCAGGCAGUCAGCCUGCCAGACUGGCUGGCCUGGUGGGGAACACAGUGGAUGGGUCCUGAAUGUCAGGUCAGGGGGCACGUGGUAGAGGACGGGGGUCUGUGUUGUCCCCGCUGCCUCACGCCAAGGGAAGGUGGUCCUUCCCCUGCCAGCCCUUGCUCCCCAGCCAGCUUCCCUCUGCCCUUCUGUUUCUGCUCCUUCCCAGGCCUCCGCCCUUUUCCUCUACCAGCCAGAGCCAGGCACCCACGGAUGGCCUGGCCCCCGGCACUGCCUGGUCCAGGAAGGGCUCAGCUCUCCAAGACCAGCACCUGGGAGGCCUGGGAGGGGGGCUGCGGACAGCUGGGGAGGGGGUUUCUGGCUGACUGGUUUUGGAGAAGAAAAAGGAUCUUAAGAAUGUUUUCUUCUUGGUUUAUCAAGUUAUCUCCUGCCGAAAGUUGUAGUGGUGGGGAGGGGGUGUUGGCCAUCUUCAGCAUCUUCAGGCUGGGUUUGGUUUAUCCCGCGGGCAGAAGGAGAGUCGUCACGUGCAAGCGGAAGCCGGAAGUGCCAGCCCGCAUUUUUGUUUCCAGCCACCUUAUUAUUUAGACCAGUGCCGAGUAGGCUUUCUGUUGAACCAUCUUGGGGCCACAGUCUCGGAAGGCGUAGCUGGCUGGGCUCCUGGGUGACCAGGGGAGUUUGGGCUGGACUGUGUCCGGGGGUCCCCUUGCACACGCCCACCACGGAAGCACAUCCUGAGACCCCCUGUGCAAGGAGGCCCUCCCUGCAAGCCGCCUUCAGAAGCUCCUUUGUUUUCUGCAAGUGAUGACCAUGGUACCACCAUGGUACCAUGGUCCUGUUCUGCUGGUACCACGACUCGUGCAGCCACCUGCCCUCCUGCUUGUUGGGCGUCCCUUCCCAGGGUCCUCUGGGGACUCCCUGGCCCAGGUCAGGGGCUGGCUGAGUCUUGCCCCAGGGACACCUGUAGCCCUUGCUGCCAGGCGUUGGGUCCCAGGGAUGCUGAGGGCCUGAGGGGAUCGUGUAGAGGGUAGGCUCGGGGACCUCCGGAGUGUGCCCAGAGUGGGGUGGCAGGAAGGAGCUUGUCUGGGAGGCGGGGGCUGAGGUCUUGGCCUGGCCACAGUCCAGGGUCCCCCCCUCCGUACCUGCAGCUGUCCUGUGCCGACCACUCUGUCUGUCGAGGAAGCUGGCUCCCGCCCCAUUUUAUAUUUCUGGAAGUUUACAGUCGUGGUGCAUCAGCCCAAAGUCAUUGGCUUGUGUUUGGGUAUUUCUUUCUUAGUUUUCAGAUUUUUUUUAAACAAAGUAUUUUUUUAGGUGCGAUAACCCAGAAAGGGCCCGUUGGGUGUGUGUGUGUCCUGAACCCCUGAUACUGAGCUGGGAGCCUGAGCCUCCCAUGGCUCCUCUGUGCCUGGGGUUGAGGGGAGGGGGGAGGGGCCAACCCCUGCCUGUGCAUUGGUGCGUGGGAGCAUGAGGGAGCAGAUGCCCGCACCCAGGCCGGCAUCUGGCCCAGCGGAGAGGGGCCGGCCCCUUGCCUGGUAGAGCCCCCAGCUGGCAAUGGGGCCGGGGCGCUGGGGCGAGUCGGGACGGUCCCAGCCGGGGAGCCGGGGCUGGAGGCUGAGCCCGUGUGUGUAGUCACCUGUCCGGUCCUCGGGAGGAUGUAUAGGAGGCUCGACAAAGACUGUAACCGACCCCGUUCCCUUUACUUUGUACUCUGUGU